Molecule: messenger RNA, 2561 nt
Organism: Eriocheir sinensis (Chinese mitten crab)
Lineage: Eukaryota; Metazoa; Arthropoda; Malacostraca; Decapoda; Varunidae
Product: E3 ubiquitin-protein ligase TRIM17-like
Exons: 5
Coding region: 215-1540 (441 amino acids)
Biological process (GO): protein ubiquitination
Molecular function (GO): zinc ion binding; ubiquitin protein ligase activity
Source: RefSeq, a predicted model, not a curated record
AUGGGCUGUACCAACUGCCCGGCUGGUGUGUUGUGACCGGUCUAACAAAUAAGUAAACACGGCUCUGCUGAACGCUAGUCGCAAACAAGGCUCCCUCAACGCUGGAAGUCCGUGGCACCGCUGGUCUUGUCCUCUGAAGCGCUGAUUUGAUAUUGGUUGAAGUGGCUUGGGUGUUCAUCGUGUCUCCUCUAGCACCAACGAGCGCUAUGAAAAGAUGGACGUGGCGGUGACUUGCUCCGUGUGCUUCAGAGUCUACCAACAAGGCACCCGUGACCCCUUGGUGCUCCCCUGCGGCCACACCUUCUGCCGCGUCUGUGUAAACGCCGUUCACGACAUCUCCGGAGGAAGCCUACCCUGCCCCACCUGCCGGAGUAAGGCCAGCAUCAGUGACGUCAGUAAGCUGCCCAUCUGCUACCCACUCGUCGGCCUCUCCUCCAGCUACAGCGAGAUCAAGUUCGGGUCGUGUACGAUCCACGAGGAGGAGCAACGCUUCUGGUGCACGGAGUGCGAGUUGGCUCUGUGCUCUCUGUGUCUGUACGCAAGCCACCAGCACGGCCACGAGGUGAUGCCCACGAAGGUUAUCAUGGAGAAUAAGAAGAAGCGCCUGCAUCAAGAGCUGGAGCGCCUCAACGGCGAGGUGCUGCAGGGCCGAAGCGAGAUAAACUACAUUUAUGAAUAUCUGACAACCAAAAUGAAACAGGUGCUGAAUCUGGAGGAGAAGGUCGACCUCCUGUCAGCCGACGUCCAAGACGCCUGCAGCGUUGAGGACAUCUUGGUGUGCGAGGAUAAACUAAAACUUCUGGAUGAAGAAAAUGAACUAUGGCUACCAAACAAAUCGCAGGAGAUUGUAAAGAAAAUGAAGGACAUGAAUAUUAACGACGCUGCAUUCGAGGAGGACGCAGAGGCAAGCAGUCACGGCAUUCACGCCUCGCUGCAUGAGUUGGCGGAGGAGGACUAUGGCGCCGGCCGCAUGAGACUGGAUUACCGUGAAGGCCGUCUGCUGAUGCACUCCACCGCCCACCCUGCAGACGGACACUUGUCUUUCCAGGUGCCGUCCGAGGUGUUCCUUGAGCUUGCUGUCGGCGGCAGUUGUCUGGGCCGCGUCUACAUAAGUCUGUGGACUUGCUUGCGCCGCGCACAACAGUUCUUUGCCCUGUGCAUGGGCACGAUGGGGCCUUCUUACAUUGGAUCGACCUUCAGCCACGUGGCGUACCAAGGCCACGCCAAGGAGACGCUCUGCUGCGAGGAGUACGUGACUGAGAGCGGAGAACAGGGCACCAAGGAGUUGAUGGCGGACCUGGAGUGGGGGGACGAGUACAGAGGUGAGCCGCGAACGGGACUCCUCAUCCCACUCAGCAAAUUCGUCGACCAGCACGGCUUUGGCAUCUGCACGAAAGGCAGGCCGGGAGGCUCCUUCAACUGUCCCUUCGGCGAGGUGGUGGCCGGCAUGGAGGUGGUGCUGGCGGCUGUCCGGCAUCAUCCAGUUACUGAUGUCACGAUCACUCACUGUGGCCUUGUGCUGCCCAGACUCUCGGUCUGACACCAUCACCACCAUCCACUGUGGACUCAUAGUGCCUAAGUUUUCGCCUUGACGCCUCAUCAUCAUCACUCAUUGUUUGUGUUGCCAAAACUUUUGACCCAACUCAUCUUCACCAUCACCCACGUUGACCUGGUGCUCCCCAAUCUCUUUCGCUGACUCGCCAAAUGUUAGUACCAUCACAGUGACCUGAUUCCUACCCUGUCGUCCCCUUAUCUGUGAUCUGGCUACUCGACACACACAGGUGGGAUAGGCAACAAGGUUACAGAAUGUUGAGGUAACGAUAAUCAUGUACAAUGUUGACCUCAGGCAGACAAUGGGUGCCAUGAGCAGUGUCCUUGAAAUUUAUCUACCGGGUGGCGAGGGACUGCUUACUGGGCGUCCACUUCCUCACAAUCGGGUCACGGACGCUAUCAGACGGCAGAAAGCAAUUAGCUCAUAGUGCUGGAAGUGGUGUGAAUGUUAGACAGUGACGAUGAUGGAAUGAUGGAAAUGAUAAUAAAGGUGAUGUUGACGGUGGAGACAGUGGUUAAGUGGAAGAAUGUCAAAAAUAUGAACAAAUUCUACGCCAUCCCAAGAAUAUACGAGAAACAUGUGCAGGUAUCGUUAACAGCUUGUGUGGUAUCAGUCGCAAUGAAAAGUAUAAUGGUUAUUAAUCAGUGCACACACACACACACACACACACACACACACACACACACACACACACAUGAAGUAUUCCCGCCUCUCAUCGCCGCAGUAUCAGGCUAGUCACGGGGACCUCUUGGCCGUCUUCCUGCCACGUCUCGGGGUUUUGCAACGGCGCCACGAACACGAUGCAGGGAAUAUGAAGUACUAUGAUAAAACCUUAUUAUUUACUGACUAUUUCAAAAUACUAUAGGAGAAUAAGAAAAAGAUAUUAUUAUUACUAAUAUUAUUUUUAUAUAUCAUUAUUAUUAUUAUUAUUAUUAUUAUUAUUAUUAUUAUUAUUAUUAUUAUUAUUAUUAUUAUUAUUAUUACUAUCAAUAUUAAAAUUAUAACAAUU